GGUCGCUGUAAAAUCGCUGGCAUGUGUAAAGGCAUCAUAAUAAAUAUAAAUCCCCAAAAAUUCUCCAAGGGCUCUCUCUCUCUCUCUCACCAUCUGCAGGAGUGAAUCGUGAACCUAGUUUGGAGGAUCUGUCUUGAGGAAAUUGUUCAGAGCGAAAAAUGGCUUCGAAGCGGAUCUUGAAGGAGCUCAAGGAUCUCCAGAAGGAUCCUCCAACCUCCUGCAGUGCUGGCCCAGUUGCUGAGGACAUGUUUCACUGGCAAGCUACAAUAAUGGGUCCAUCAGAGAGUCCUUAUUCAGGCGGAGUCUUUCUCGUAACCAUUCACUUCCCUCCGGAUUAUCCUUUCAAGCCACCAAAGGUUGCAUUUAGGACGAAGGUGUUUCACCCUAAUGUCAACAGCAACGGAAGCAUUUGCCUCGACAUUCUGAAAGAACAGUGGAGCCCUGCUCUCACCAUUUCCAAGGUUUUGCUUUCGAUAUGUUCAUUGUUGACGGACCCAAACCCAGAUGAUCCUUUGGUUCCGGAGAUUGCGCACAUGUACAAAACCGAUAGAGCUAAGUACGAGUCUACUGCAAGAAGCUGGACUCAGAAAUAUGCAAUGGGUUAAAAAGUUUGUGGCUUUUGAUCCAUCGAGACUUGGUUUUAAAAGAAGGGAAGUGAGAGAGAAAAGGACUUCUUCACAUAGGAUCUUCCAUGAAAUAAAGUUAGAUUCCUAUGUUUUAUCUCUUUUGAUUUUGAUGUCAUUUGAUAAACAAAUUACAUUACUUCUCCUCUAUGUUCUUCCCUUGUUCUUUUCUUUUCGUUUUCCUUGGAAUUGCAAAAAAACUUAUAUUAAAAAAACCUUAUGUAAAAAAAUGAUUUUAAACUUCUCAAAAUGUUGUUUGCUUUAACAACACGAAUUUUAUGGAACCCUAAGAAAAUAAUGGGUUCUAAAUUGGUAUUUCUCUAAAUUUAACUGGGU
This is a messenger RNA of Thlaspi arvense, 959 nucleotides long. The record is from the annotation of a GenBank genome assembly. Lineage: Eukaryota; Viridiplantae; Streptophyta; Magnoliopsida; Brassicales; Brassicaceae.